Chanos chanos (milkfish) is the source of this 654-nucleotide messenger RNA. RefSeq names its product OTU deubiquitinase with linear linkage specificity a (gene otulina). The transcript is spliced from 3 exons. Bases 1 to 654 code for a protein of 217 amino acids. The record is from RefSeq and is a predicted model, not a curated record. Lineage: Eukaryota; Metazoa; Chordata; Actinopteri; Gonorynchiformes; Chanidae.
AUGUCGUGGGUAAGAGCUGUAGCGUCGAGCGGUGAGGAUGUCUUUGACGAAGAUAUGGAUGAUAUUGGUCUCCAGAACAAAGAAUGGAAACACAACAUGGAAAAACGGGCAAAGGAUGGUUACAGAGACGGUGUUGACGCGGGGAAAGAAGCAUCGCUUCAGAUUGGGUUUAAUAUGGGUUACAGAGAAGGAGCCGUUAAAAUGAAGUCUAUCGGCCAGCUCAAAGGAAUCGUGAGUGCUCUGCAGUGUUGGUACCAGUCACAUGAUCCAGGCACCCCGGCUUUGUCAUCCAUCGCUGAACUUCUGCGUAGAGUAGAGGAGCACGAAGAGGCUGUCAUCGCAGCCAUGCGGAAGGCCCAAGAGCGUCCUCCGCCAAGCGUGACCGACGUCACGGAGACCAUGGAAGACCUGGGAAUGGAGCAGGAAAAUGAAUGUGGAAAGUCUGGCGGCCGUGGGAGAGAUGGAGAUGGAGGUGGAGUUUGUUGCGGGAAGAACGGAGAUGCCGGCGGCGGUCCGACGCAGCGGCCCUCGCAGAACUUUAACGACCUUGGAGAGAGUAUGGGGCAGCUGCUAAGACGAUGUGUCGAGAUAGUCACACAGCACGGACUUCCAGAGGAACUAAAGCGUCACCUUUUAGAGCUAAAGGCCCCAUGA